This is a messenger RNA of Ruditapes philippinarum (Manila clam), 3068 nucleotides long. RefSeq names its product carbohydrate deacetylase-like. Gene Ontology annotation, biological process: carbohydrate metabolic process. The transcript is spliced from 5 exons. The record is from RefSeq and is a predicted model, not a curated record. Bases 52 to 981 code for a protein of 309 amino acids. Gene Ontology annotation, molecular function: deacetylase activity. NCBI's taxonomy places the organism in Eukaryota, Metazoa, Mollusca, Bivalvia, Venerida, Veneridae.
UGUCAUUUAACUUCAAAAACUGACAUUUUUGGAAAAAGGGGAAGGGUGACUAUGCCAGCUCCAGCGUGUAGAUGUUUGAUCAUAACUGCGGAUGACUUCGGCUAUAGCGAAGAGAAAAAUGCUGGUACUAUAGAAUGUUUUAAAAGCGGAGCGAUUACCGGGGCUUCUCUGCUAACAAAUGGACAGUAUGCCGUAAAUGCCGUGACUCAAGCCAAAGCUGCAAACAUGCCGAUUGAUUUGCACUUGAAUUUGACAGAGGGGUUGCCAGUUAGGCGUAUAAAAUGUAACAGUCUUACUGGUGAAGAUGGUUUUAUGCUCGGUAAAAUGGGAUUCAGACAGGCUAUGGAGGACGGCAGUGUGAACCUUCAACAGGUUAAAGAAGAGAUCCAAGCCCAGAUUAACCGAUUUAAAGAGCUGACAGGACACCUACCUGUCAAAGUGGACGGGCAUCAACAUGUUCAUGUAAUACCAGGAAUCUGUGAAGUAUUUGCUGAGGUGUUGGAGGAAAAUGGUAUCAAAAUGAGUAGACUUUCUAUAGAGGAAUGUAUCGCCAGUCAGAAGUGGUCGUCACAUCAACAAGAACAAUUUAUGCAGGGGGUUGUCCAACAGUGUAUCCAGGCAGUGCCCAUAUUUACAAAGCAUGGUAUAUGGUGUCCAGGAUUUAUUGGUUUGAAAACAAUGGGCAAAGACAUGACAAUCGCUCGCCUCAGUACGUGCAUAACUGAUGCUUUCAGAAGCCAAAGGGAGAAAACUCAACGGAACCCAACAACUGACUUAGUAUGCGAGUUAAUGACGCACCCAGGAAAGCAAACCGGGAAGUCUGGCGGGUGUGGUAACGGACCAGAUGAUUUUUCGCAAUCAGUGGACCGGGAACAUGAAAUGGACGUACUUAUGUCAGAAGUAUUGCUCCAGUUUUAUAAAGACAACGAUAUUAAUUUGAUUUCAUUCCCAAGUUACGGCCAGAAACUGAUGUCAAAAUAGAGAAAAAAAAUGUUCUAAAAUCUUUCUAGUCAAAUGGCAAAAUAUGAUUAAUUUGAAUUACGGGUAUAGGUGUUUUUGCCAACAUUUAAAAAAUAAUGAUAAUCAACUGGAUGGACACUUGGUGCUUUAUGAAGUGUACAAAAAAAAAAGUUAAAGCAUAGUUGAUUUGGUUGGGAUAAUUUCGUUGAAAUAUUAAUUGAUUUUUUUCCCAAAUAUUUGGGACUAUAUAUGAAAUGUUUUAGUUGCAGUUAGAUAUACUAAUCAGUAAAUAAGAAUAUUCGACGAAAGUUACAUACAGUACGGGUGGAGGUAUGCAAGCUUGCUUACAUUUUUUUAUAUAAAUAUGGGGGUAUAUGGGUGUACACUUUAUGUUCCGUAAAAUACACUUGCCGUGAUUUUAUUGAUUUUUUUUUUGUUUUAAAAACGGAGGUUUGAGUAAAUUGACAUACCGAUAGGGGUAUACACUUUGGCUUACAUUUUUAUAAAAUCAGGUGUUCACUUUGUGUUCUUUGAAGUAUAUACUUGCCGUCUUGAUAUUAUAGGAAAUAUAUAUGUUGUUAUUUUAAACUUAAUAUUGAUGUUUUUAUUGCAAUAACUAGUAACACACAGGGCAUUAUUAGAAAGUUUAAUAUGGGGUAAAGUAUGCAAUUUAACUUAGAUGCUAUAAAACUAGUUGGAGACUGGUGUUCUUUGAUAGUAUGUCCGCCCUCGUUAGCUCAAUAGGGAGAGGAUUGGGUUAGUAAUCCAGAGGACGCGGGUUCGAUCCCUAGGCGAGGCACAAUUUCUCAGUGACAGUUGAUCCCGGACAUAAUUUGUCUCCCAUCGCUGAUUGAUCAUUCAUAAAAUCAUGUGGGAUUAGUAGUAGGUCACUUGCGGAGAAGUUGAUAAUUACUUGUUUGUCAAUUGUUUUCCUGGAAAGUCGAUAAGGUGAUAUCACUGCCGAGAUAUGAGUAAAAUAUAUAAGGGUAGCGGUGGCCUAGUGUUGAACGUGUCUGCCUCUCAACCCAGGGAUCAUUGGUUGGAGCCCUAAUCGGGUCACGACCAUGUUUCUUCAUAUGACACCAGCACUGGCUAGUUUCAGGAAGCGGCUCGAAAGUGAUUAAUAUAAUUUGUAAGAACUUGUUUCGAAUUGGAGCUUAAAUAAAUAUGUUUAAACAAGAAAAAAUAUGUUAAACUUGGCGUAAAAGUUAGAAAAAAACACACGAAUCAAUUCUUUAAAAUAUAUUUGCCAAUAUUUCAGUAUAAUAUUUUCGUUUAAUUUGUUGUUGAUUUUUUUUUUUAGCAAUUUUGACACAGACUGACAUGUUUAAGUUCGUCAUUAAUGUCGCCAGGAACAUCGUUUCGUUUGUCUUUUCUUUUAUUGUAUAAUAAAAAAGGAUAAUAAAAUACAUGUGUUGGGUUAUGUAAACAACAUGUAUCAGGACGAACUGACUCGCUUUACCCUGCAAAAGUUAAUGAUAUGCAAACAUAUUUGUACAUAUUUUAUCAUUAUAUUUGCAUAUUUUAAAUACAUAUGUUAAAUGAUCAUCAAUGUUGACAGAGCGGCAAUAAAAUGGUUUGUUUCUUAUAUAAAUUAAUAAUAAAUGUCGUCAAGUUGAUGAAUAAGCGCGUUUAUGAUUUCGGUAAAAACGGUUUAUCAGGUAAUUAAUGUGAAGAUAACUCUUGCAUUUGGACAUUUUUGACAGAUCUAGGUGUUUUGCAUUUCUUGCCCGGCGUCUGCUAAUUGUCAUGAAAGGUAGACGAUAAAAAUUAUUGGGUUACGGUGCAUGUAUACGCAUCGCUUCAAAAACAUUUGUAAAAGGGGUUUUAAUUAGUGUCUUGUUUGGGAAUUUUGAGCGAUAUUUUGAACCAUAACGUAAUGUUAUUACGUCAGCAACGUUACUUACGUAAUUUAUGACAUUACGUUCGUAAAUAAUACUGAUUUUCUCAGGACCAGUAAGAACGCAUAUUAUUAUGCUUUUAAUGUUUCAAAGUAUUUUCAGGAACAUGUAUAUUAUCAAUAUGUUUAUUUUAAGUUUAAAACAAUCAAAAUGCUCAGCUAAUUUAUGUAUGUAAGUUAUUUUAUUGAAUUUGAAAAAAAAUAUAUA